Molecule: messenger RNA, 978 nt
Organism: Nanorana parkeri
Lineage: Eukaryota; Metazoa; Chordata; Amphibia; Anura; Dicroglossidae
Product: neuralized-like protein 4
Exons: 6
Source: RefSeq, a predicted model, not a curated record
AUGGCUGAACAGUGCCGAGCAACCAUCAGAAGGCGGAGAGAGGAGGAAGGAGGCGGAGAGAGGAAGGAGGCGGAGAGAGGCAGAGGGAGGAAGGAGGCGGAGAGAGGAAGGAGGCGGAGAGAGGGGGUUCACGCUGUUCUGGAUCUGCACGGCUUUGUCAGCGUCGUCUCUGUUGUCAGCUCCUCCGUACUGGAGGAAUCCGACAUCACCAAACCGCCAUCAGUGACCUCCGAGAGCGACGAGGAGGAAGACAUCCAGCACAACGGUGACCCGGUUCUCGCCCUCCAGCCGCACUCUUUGCAGUUUUUGGGGAAUCAUGGGAAGAACAUUUUGCUUUCACAUGGGAACAGAACGGCUACACGCGUGUGCAGCUACAACCAGGGCAUUGUGGUUCUUGCCCAGCCGUUGCCUCGGCUCUUCCUCUUCCAGGUGAGGAUUGACCAGCUAUCCCCGCGAUGGACGUCGUCUCUCUCUAUCGGAGUCAUCGGCGUCUCGGCGGAGAGACUCAACUUCCCGGCCACGGCCGCCGCCAUGAAGAGGAGCGCCUGGAUCUUCCAGCGGGGGGCCGUCCUCUGCAACGGAGCCAAGGUGACCCCAAUAAUGUGUGACCCGUGUCAUGGGGGUGACCCGGUUCUCGCCCUCCAGCCGCACUCUUUGCAGUUUUUGGGGAAUCAUGGGAAGAACAUUUUGCUUUCACAUGGGAACAGAACGGCUACACGCGUGUGCAGCUACAACCAGGGCAUUGUGGUUCUUGCCCAGCCGUUGCCUCGGCUCUUCCUCUUCCAGGUGAGGAUUGACCAGCUAUCCCCGCGAUGGACGUCGUCUCUCUCUAUCGGAGUCAUCGGCGUCUCGGCGGAGAGACUCAACUUCCCGGCCACGGCCGCCGCCAUGAAGAGGAGCGCCUGGAUCUUCCAGCGGGGGGCCGUCCUCUGCAACGGAGCCAAGGUGACCCCAAUAAUGUGUGACCCGUGUCAUGGG